Messenger RNA from Falco peregrinus (peregrine falcon), 4173 nucleotides. It is a transcript of the gene BEST4, whose product is annotated as bestrophin 4. The transcript has 9 exons. Bases 18 to 1535 code for a protein of 505 amino acids. Lineage: Eukaryota; Metazoa; Chordata; Aves; Falconiformes; Falconidae. Gene Ontology annotation, molecular function: chloride channel activity. The record is from RefSeq and is a predicted model, not a curated record.
UGUAGGGCUGAGCCACGAUGACCAUCUCCUACACGCUGGAAGUUGCCAACUCCCGUUUUGGAGGUUUCUCCAAGCUGCUGUUCCGCUGGAAAGGCAGCAUCUACAAGCUGCUGUACAAGGAGUUCAUCGUCUUCAUGGUGCUGUAUGCUGCGCUCAGCUUCAUCUACCGGCAGCUGCUGACCGAGGAGCAGAAGCGCCUCUAUACCAAAGUGGCUCAAUACUGCAACCGCUCCACAGACCUCAUCCCCAUGUCAUUCGUCCUAGGUUUUUAUGUCACCCUGAUCGUGAACCGGUGGUGGGCCCAGUACACCAGCAUCCCCCUGCCCGACCAGCUCAUGUGUGUCAUCUCCAGCAAUGUCCAUGGCAAGGAUGAGAGGGGCCGGAUCCUGCGGCGCACCCUCAUCCGUUACGCCAACCUGUCGGCGGUCCUCAUCCUGCGCUCUGUCAGCACCAGGGUGCUUAAGCGCUUCCCCACCAUGGACCAUGUGGUGGAAGCAGGCUUCAUGACGCAGGAUGAGUGCAAGAAGUUUGAGAGCCUCCACUCCGACUUCAACAAGUACUGGAUCCCCUGCGUCUGGUUCACCAACCUGGCGGCCCAGGCAAGGGGGGAUGGCCGCAUCCGUGAUGAUGUGGCCCUCCGCCUGCUCAUGGACGAGCUGAAUCUCUACCGGGCCAAGUGCAGCAUGUUGUUCCAUUACGACUGGAUCAGCAUCCCCCUGGUGUACACGCAGGUGGUCACCAUCGCCGUCUACUCCUUCUUCGCCUUCUGCCUCAUCGGGCGGCAGUUCCUGGAGCCGCUGGAGCCAGGGCAGGAGGGGGACCUAGACAUGUACGUACCCCUCUCCACCCUGCUCCAGUUCUUCUUCUACACUGGCUGGCUGAAGGUUGCAGAGCAGAUCAUUAACCCCUUUGGAGAAGAUGAUGAUGACUUUGAGACCAACAAGUUGAUAGACAGGAACCUGCAGGUGUCCCUGCUCUCCGUGGAUGACAUGUACCAGGACCUGCCUCCUGCUGUGAAGGACAAAUACUGGAACGAGUCCACAGCUCAGCCGCCCUACACCACGGCCACAGCUGCUGAGACCUUGAAGCCCUCAUUCCUGGGUUCUACCUUUGACAUGCGCAUGUGCGAGGACGUGGAGCAGAGCCAGCUGGCAGAGGCCUCACCAAGCAUGCCCCGCAUCCAGACACCUCUGCUCAGCCGCUUCUUCGCUGCUGCAUCCCCCGCCAUCAGCAUCAAAAACUUCGGUCGGGGCAGCCGAGGUCACCCCCACCUGCGGCGUCCCUGGGCAGAUGGUGGCUUCCCCUCCCCUUGCCCCAACCGCUCAGAGGACCCUGAGUCAGUGUCCCGCAUCGAGGAGGAGAUGGAAGAUGAAGAGAGCGGGGCCAGCAAGCCCACCAUUCCUGGCAGUCACCCAGUGGGGACCAGGUCACCGGAGGCCUCUGAAACACAGAGGGAGGAGCUGCCGCUGAUCCAGGUGAAGGCACCAUCCAGUGAAAACAUUGGUGCUGACUGGCCGGAGGCCUGUGAGCCCUGAGGCUGCCCCAGAAGCCCCCUUUCCUGGGGGCAAAAUAGCUGCCCCCACCCCAGGCACUGCCACUGCCAGCCACAAAGCUCCCUGUCCCUGGACACCCGUCUUGGACCCCCUGUCCAGAGCAGGACAUUACCAGGUCUUUUGUCCCUCAGACCUGAGCCAAGAUGUGUCCCCAGGUUGAUGGAAAGAUCCUGGUGGGUUUGGGAUUGGGCAGACAGCCUUCAACACUAGCUGUUAACCCCAAAACUGCAGGAUUCAGCCCAUUUGUGUGAUGAUGCCACUGACUUGCUGCUGGCCAGGCUUACCCCCUGAUCCCAUGGCCCAGUGCAGGGGACAGGGGACAGCCCAGACCCCAAGCAAGGGACGGGACAAGGGCAUUAGUCUUGCAGAAAACCAACACCGUGAUCCAAAUGUGCCCUCAAUAUUAAUAAAGUUACUGCUAACAUCAGCUUUGAGGUUCUUCCUUGUCAGUGCUAAUCAUCCCCAGCAGUGAGACAGCAGGGGGAUCGCAUUUAUGGAAAACGUGGGUCAUUUUGGGUUUUGUCAAGGAGUGUGCACCUUCUGAGGCCAAAAGUGCACAGCCCCAAGGACUGACACCAGUGAUGGUUGUGGGGUAUUAGACCAAGUGAUACAGCCAGGAAAGAAAAAAAAAAAAAAAAAAAGUGCUUUCAGCUCCUGUAGAAGGAUUCCUGCACUCAGACCUGUUUCCCCUGAGAAUAUUAGCAGAACUAUUAAAAAAUUCCCCUUCCUGCAAGCCUCCCUUUUACCACAGUUACCUCCCUUUUAAAACUCCCAUCUCCCCCAGCAAGCCAGCCCCAUUCCUCCUCCACUACCCUCCUGGGCACUGCUGGACCCGUUAAAGCGUAACCAGGAGGUCAUCUUCUGGGCUGGACUAUGUCCCGUGGAAAUACCCCAAAGCUAAUAUUGCGUGGAGCUGAGAGCCACUCGGCAGCAAAGAGCAGCACUCGGGAUGACGAGUGACCUCACUUGGGUUAUGCUGCUGGCUGCUCACCAUCAUAGAAAAAGUAGCUUUUUUUAAAAUUCAGCCCUGGCACCUACCUGCAGAAGUAAGCAAGGUCCUUAGACCAGGCUUUGGCACCUCAGAACCCCAGCCAGACUGAGCUGUGCUUAACCCCAGCCCCGGCCCUUCCCUUCCUGGCUCAGCAGGGCAGCUCACCUCCUCCCAGGCACGUAAAAUCCCUGUGCACAUCCAUAGGGCUAUGCCAGGGCCAGACCAGAAACCACACACCCCACAGCCCAGCUGCACAAGGUCCCACAGCCUGUGCCACCGUGGGAGCCAGCUGCCACCAUCCCGUUCCCAUGUCACACCUACAGCAUGGCUCCAGUGGGCGAUGGGUGCUGCUUUCGUUCCCACGGGCUGUUGCCCUUGGCAGCUGCGUUUUUCAGAGCAGUAACUUUAUAAGCAGCAUGAAUUGAUGAAUUGGCCGCAAUCCUGCUCAUCAGGGGCCAGUUUUACAGCUCCUGCUCCGAUGCUGAGCUGGCACUUGCUCUGUAAGCCUCAGUUUCUCCUCCACCUGUACAAAGUCCCCCAGAAACACGCCGAAUCCUUACUGCUCUCUGUGGAGGGCGAGGGGAGAACAGAGGAAGCAGCCGUGACACAUCCCUCUCAAGUGCCCUUCACUGCCCCGGCCCCACCUCUCUGGAAAGCAGGCGUCGCUGGAGAACAGGGAAGUUUUUACCCACAUCGCUAUGGAGAAGGAAUGUGCUUGUGCAAACGUCCCACCCAGGCCAGGUCCCACUGCCAGGGACUCCAAGCGCCACAGCCAGCUGGGUACGGCUGUUUGCAGAGCCAGGCACACAACCACCACGCUGUAACCGCGCGCCAUCCAGGUAGCAGGUACCACCUUCUGAUGUGGUUCGUGUGUCUCUCCAUCUGUGGCACAGGCCCGUCCUUGGCUCCCUGCCAGCAAGGCAGGAUGAAUCCAUACCGCCCAGGCACACCUGAGCUUGCUGGCACCUCCUGCUGCCACACACAGCUCUCAGGGCAGAGCACCUCAAGAAAAGCUUUUUUUUAAAAAAAAAAAACCUAUUGAGCUCAAACUAUUUGUGGAGCAGUUUGCAUUUUAAGACACUAAACACGGAUCUCAUCAUGCCUCUGCCUAGGGCAAGAUGAUCACAGACCACGUUCUUCAGUUCAGAGAAAAAACAAACCCUGUGAAGCCGGGGCUGCAGGCAGCCUGCCUUGCACCAGAGUGCUCCUAUGGAUACAUGAGGCUGUUGUAAAAAUACGUAAGUGGGGCAAGCUGUGCAGCGUGUCCCAAGUCCAGCCUGGCCCCAGGACCAGCCCUUAGAUGGGCUCCCAACUUCACCCCCAAAUACCUGCACAAACCAUUUGGCAACUGGAUGCAGAGAUCCAUCAUGCUGGCUUUCUUCAGCCAGCAGCCCCAAGGAAUAUCUUCACCUGCCCCAAAACAUCCUGAAAAAGCUUCUGUUCACCACAGCUUUCCAAUCCCACCUCAAGUGACGGGGCAGAACACUGGAGUUUGUGCCCAGCUUUCGAAAGGGACAGACCACAAUGACAGCCUGGCCCUUCUGCUAGAAGGAAUUUAUCUUGCACUGGAAUGAGACCAAGGAGGUCAGCAAAAGACCAGCUGGUCAUUAAGCAGUGCAGCCAAGUUUG